AUCGGUACUCAGUUGUAAGAAGCUUCAAGGGCAAACAUGAAUUAAGAGAAAUUCGAAAAUUAUUGUAUUCUGCCAUGGAGUUUCGUUUCUCAUCAUCUCCCAUGGUGCUAAGUCUUAUCAUCAUCAUUUCAAUAUCUUUGAUCCUAAAAUUGAGAAAGAGACUCAUCAAAACUAACCGCAAAGCCUCCUCAAAGAAUCUUCCACCAGGGCCAUGGAAGCUUCCAAUUUUCGGCAGCUUACACCAUCUCCUCGGUGGUCUUCCACACCGCCGCCUAACAGAGUUGUCCAAGAAACAUGGCUCCUUGAUGCAUAUUCAGCUCGGAGAGACAUCAGUCAUCGUUAUUUCCUCCCCGGAGAUCUCGAAACAGAUCUUGAAAACUCAUGACACCGCCUUCGCUCAACGGCCUCAAAUCGUCGCCGCCGAAGUUGUAACUUACGGUUACAUCACCUUCACGCUUUCACCCUAUGCAGACUACUGGAAGCGCAUAAGAAGAAUUUGCACGCAAGAAUUGCUCAGCGCAAAGCGCGUGCGAUCGUUUCAAUCCAUAAGAAACGAAGAAGUUUCUAGAUUAGUAAGAUUUGUUUCUAGAAACAUCGGUUCUGUUAUCAACCUUAGCGAUACGCUUCUCAAUUUGACGUAUAGCAUUACUGCGAAGGCGACGUUGGGUUCAAAAAGCAGUGACCAGGAAGCGUUUAUUUCUUACAUGAAGAGAAUUUUGAGAACGAAUGAGAAUUUCAAUGUUAGUAACAUCUUCCCUUCCCAAAAGUGGCUGCAUAGGAUUAACGGAGCCAUGCGUGAAUUGGAGGAUAUGCAUAGAACAAGUGAUAGAAUUCUUGAUGAUAUAAUCGCUGCAGCAAAAUCCAAGACUAUUAAUGCAGAUGGUACUCUUCUCUCUUUUCUUUUGAGCCUCGAAGCAGAUAACGGCACCCCUGAAUUUCAAUUCUCAAGAAACAAUGUUAAAGCUCUUCUUCAGGACAUGCUACUUGCUGGGAGUGAGACAUCAUCUUCAACUAUGGAAUGGGUUUUUUCAGAGAUGCUAAAAAAUCCAAGAGUGCUAAAAAAGGCACAAGCAGAAGUUAGAGAAGUUUUCGGUAACAAAGGUUAUGUGGACGAGAAUGAUCUUGGGGAACUUCAAUUUCUAAAAGCAAUUAUUAAAGAAAGUAUGAGACUACAUCCUCCAGGUGGUGCUUUACUUCCAAGAGAAUGUCGAGAAACUUGUGAGAUCAAUGGAUACACAAUACCAGCAGGAACCCAAGUGCUUGUGAAUUCAUGGGCAAUUGGAAGAGAUCCCAAGUAUUGGAAUGAAGCAGAGAAAUUCUAUCCUGAGAGGUUCUUGGAUAGUGAAAUUGACUACAAAGGAUCCCAUUUUGAAUUCAUCCCAUUUGGUGCAGGAAAGAGAAUGUGUCCUGGCAUGUUAUUUGCUCUACCAAACAUUGAACUUCCACUUGCACAAUUGCUAUACUAUUUUGAUUGGGAUCUUCCCUUUGGAGUUAGUCAUGAGAAUUUGGACAUGAUAGAAGAUUUUGGCAUUACUAUGAGAAGGAAAAAUGAUUUAUUUGUGGUUCCCAUUUCACAUCAUCAUUUGCCACUUGAAUAAUAAUAAUUAGUAAGUAGUUAAAAAGAUGUUUGGUAAUUUAUCUUUGCAUGGAUACUAAUUACCAACUAAGAAUUUUGAUAAAUAACA
Arachis duranensis is the source of this 1685-nucleotide messenger RNA. RefSeq names its product desmethyl-deoxy-podophyllotoxin synthase-like. The record is from RefSeq and is a predicted model, not a curated record. Lineage: Eukaryota; Viridiplantae; Streptophyta; Magnoliopsida; Fabales; Fabaceae. The transcript is spliced from 4 exons. The coding region runs from base 75 to 1598 and encodes 507 amino acids. Gene Ontology annotation, molecular function: monooxygenase activity; oxidoreductase activity, acting on paired donors, with incorporation or reduction of molecular oxygen; iron ion binding.